Onthophagus taurus is the source of this 1290-nucleotide messenger RNA. Lineage: Eukaryota; Metazoa; Arthropoda; Insecta; Coleoptera; Scarabaeidae. The record is from RefSeq and is a predicted model, not a curated record.
AUGCACGAAACUCCAGAGAAAACACUGAAAGCUGUGAUGCAUAUAUCCAGAUCACUCUCGGGAACAGAAAGAAAAUACAGCCAAAUCGAAAAGGAGGCUCUAGCACUCGUCUUCGCCGUCAGGAAGUUUCACAAGUUCAUAUAUGGCAGACAUUUCAUAUUGAACACCGAUCAUAAACCAUUACUCACGAUCUUUGGUUCGAAAAAUGGUAUUUCGGCACAUUCUGCCAAUAGACUCCAACGAUGGGCAGUGAUUCUAUUAGAUUAUCAGUUUACGAUAAACUAUAAAUCAACCACAAGCUUUGGAGAAGCCGACGGAUUGUCGCGCUUGAUCGCUGGACAGCAAGAAAACCUCGACGGAAGCAACGAACUUCCAGACAAAGUCAUUGCAGGUGUUGAACUCGACAUCGAUGACACGAUCGACGAAGAUAUUUCUAAACUUCCGAUCACAAGACGAGAAGUAAAAACUGAAACUAAAGCAGAUUUUGUACUCGAACGAGCAAAACGCUUCAUAUUGGAGAAGUGGCCAAAAGUAGAUCAGAAUGAUCCAUUGUAUCCACUAUACUCCAGGAAAAGUGAACUGACUAUCGUAGACGAUAUCAUAAUGUUUCGCGAUAGAGUUGUAGUUCCCAAAUCGCUGAGACAACAAGUUCUCUCAACACUACACAACGGACAUCCCGGAGAAAAUCGUAUGAAGGCCCUGGCACGUUCAUACGUAUAUUGGCCAAACAUCGACAAGGAGAUCACCGACUUCGUAAGACAGUGUGACGACUGCCAACUCGCCAGCAAGAAUCCAACCAAAGUCCCUCUGGCGCCAUGGAAGAAACCAUCGGGACCCUGGAUCAGAAUUCAUGCAGAUUUCGCAGGACCCAUCAACGGUACCUACUAUCUCAUCAUUGUUGACUCCUACUCUAAUUGGCCAGAGAUAAUUCCAAUGAGAAAAAUCACCACAGAAAAUACAAUCGAAGUUUUCGAUAAUAUUUUCACUCAACAUGGACUCCCGGAAGAACUGGUUACAGAUAACGGAACUCAGUUCACUGCAAAGGACUUCGCGGAUUUCUGCGAAACACAUGGCAUCAAGAAAACUUUUUCGGCACCCUACCACCCACAAAGUAAUGGUCGAGCCGAAAGAAUGGUGGACACUUUUAAAAGGACUUUAAACAAGAUGCAAAAUGAUGGACCUGUCAAAAGGAAUGUGCAACAGUUCUUGAAGCACUACCGCACUACUCCAUCACAAGCACUUGGAGGAAAAACACCAGCAGAAAUGUUUACAAACCGAAAGUUUCGUACA